CACCGAUUCGUGCUUCCGCACGGAUAUGUGCCAGGCGUCUGUCCGCACCUCUUCCGCUAGCCCCGGGCUGGCCCCAGACAUCACCAUUGCCUCCUGCCGCACAUACCACAAGGACGACGAGGACAUCCUGGAGCACGAGACCAUAUGCUUCAACAGCGAGACAACCUGGCCAAGGGUUCGGAUUCGCUUCUCGACGGUGGUAUCCCGCAUCACGAGAUGAUCGACACCAGUGUGCAGACUGGCGAGUUUGUUCUACCCGGUGUGGCCCUCCGCCUUCUGGAGGAUUUUGCCCGCCUACUUCCCGAAGCGGUUCAGUAUUUCGAGCAGGCGUUGAUGGAGACCUGCCGCAAGCUUCAACCAGCUUGCGAUGAACUUCACCAUCACGAAGAGACUCCCGACUCUCGGACCGAGACCUUGGCCCUGAACUAUGACCCCGCCAUUGGCGACCCCGUCGGGAUGUUCGAAGGUCGCUUGGCCAAGGUUCGUGGCCACACCCAGGGUUUGCUUUCCGGGUUCCGCACUCUGGCAAUGUUUACAGACAAGAUUACCCGCGAGGGCGGCGACCUCGAUUAUAAGUACGACCAGUUGUUCUUUGGGGGCGUCGUCUUCUCCUCCGACCUGCCUGACGGUCCGCACAGCUACGAGGGUUUCGAUGAGUGAGGCUGUUGCUCCUCUUCCUCCUCCUCCUCCUCCGCGUCCCGUGUGUCGCCUUCGUCCGCCUUCGUUCGUGCUGAUAUACAGUCAAGCUAGAAAUUCAUUGGAUGGGUGGAGGUAAUUGUGUAGAACUGCUCUUCCGUGGUUUUGAUACUACGCCGUAGUAUCUUCGUGUAGCGUGCCGCUGAACCUGGACUCUGCACCAUCCCCUC
Messenger RNA from Prorocentrum cordatum, 866 nucleotides. NCBI's taxonomy places the organism in Eukaryota, Dinophyceae, Prorocentrales, Prorocentraceae. The record is from the annotation of a GenBank genome assembly.